Messenger RNA from Paramecium tetraurelia, 2418 nucleotides. RefSeq lists its product as uncharacterized. NCBI's taxonomy places the organism in Eukaryota, Ciliophora, Oligohymenophorea, Peniculida, Parameciidae. Gene Ontology annotation, biological process: protein dephosphorylation. The record is from RefSeq and is a predicted model, not a curated record. The transcript is spliced from 9 exons. Gene Ontology annotation, molecular function: protein tyrosine/serine/threonine phosphatase activity.
AUGGCCUAGAACAUUAUAGUGGGAGCUAUCAAAAUAAAGGAUGGUUUAUUCAUAGGAGAUGAGUACGCAUCACAAGAUCGAGAAUUCAUUGUUAAUAACAAAGUAACUCAUAUCAUCAAUUGUUCUGGUACGGAAGUGCAAAACAAGUGGAACAUGAUGAAUAUCAAAUACCUGACAUUCAAUUGGCUCGAAUAAGACAAUGAAGUAAAACAUUCCCAUAAAAAGGUCUUAUUUGAUGACAAAAAUGAAAAUGUAAAUAAAAUUUAUGCAUUCAUCGAAGAGUGCUUCCAACAAGGCGAAAGUUGUCUGGUUCAUUCACUCAGAGGCUAAAGUAGAGCAUGUUGCGUAUUGGCUGCCUACUUUAUGAAAAAGUAUUCAUGGACACUCUACAAAACACUUGAAUAUCUCAAUUCUCGGAGACCAGAUCUAGAAAUUAGGGCAUCCUUCUUUUAUUAACUAAAUGCUUUAGAAUCCAAAAUGAAUAAGUCAGGACCUAAGAGAACUGCUUCUUGGAAUGAAUUAACUUAGGAUGAACAGAAUCCGCAAUAGCUCUAAGAAGAAUUGAUUAUAAGAAACACAUUUCUCAAUUCAUAAAAUGGACCUGUAGAUGACAUCUACACCAAUUUACAAUCUAAAUUAUAAGUAUUAGCUAAAGCUUGUAAUCAGAAACUAAGAUGGAAAGAUUAAUUGAACAAAGACAACUUUUAAUUAGCCACCUUAGUCUAUUCUGGAUCUCCAGAUUUUGUACCUACUACUGAGAUUAAACUGAAAGAAGAUUCUGAUCAUCAAUCUAUUUUAAGAGGAGUAUAAAAAACUUCAUUAAAUUAACUUGCAAAAUAACAGAAUCUCUAAAAACCCUCUAAUUAAAAUAAGCUCCAUGUGAAAUAACUUUAACAAGAGGAUUGUGAGUCGUUUAAAUAAAAUGCUUAAAUGAGUAAUAAUUAGUCUUUUUAAAAUUUAUUAAUGCAUUGUGCAUAGAGAUAAAAGCAAAACUUAUAAUAGGAAAAAAAGACUUCACCAAUAUCUUAAGAGUAAUAAAUUAAUAGUCCUUAAUUCCUUAAUUAACAGAAUGGUGUAAGAAGCACAUCUUUGUAAUAAAAUGAAGAAAAAAAGAAUUAAAUUGAUGUCACCAAUAAUAGACCAAGUUCUGUCAAAUAAAAAGAUACUUCUCCAUCCAUCUUAACUAAUUUCUAAGAGUUCAAAAAUUAAGUUUAAUAAUCAUUACAUUAUUUUAAUAAACAAUCUGAAGCUAUUUUAAAUAUGGAUAAACAUUUGAUGAACACCUAAUAAUAAUCAUAAUAACCUAUUUAAAAUCUUAAUCAAUAAAAUGACUCCAAAUUGUAAAUUCCUCAAGGAAAUUAAUCAGUGUUAGCAUCAUAACAAAAAUCUAAAUUAGAUCAAUUAAUUAGUCCAACAUUGAUUUCUACUAUGAGUUCAGCUAAACAUUUUGAAAUUUAAAAAACAUUAACAUAAUCAAUAUCAUAAUUAUAAUCGAGUUACUAAAAAUUUCAAUAACUAUAAAUGAAAAAUUAAAUGAUGAAGCAAUCACAAUCCACCUCACAAAUUUAAUAAUAAAAUAACAACAAAAAUUAACCAGACCUAAGUUCUACGAACAUAACAAAUAUAUCCAAAAUUUAUGACAGAAGCACUCAUGUUAAAAAAGGGGAAGAAUUGGAUAGUAAAAAUAGACAAAAUAGUGCCGAGAUCAAGGAUCAAUUAAAAAACAACAGUACUUAAAAGAAAGACAGUUUAUCUCCAUUUCAAAAAGAUCCAAUUAAGAAAAUGCAUUAAUAUGGACCUCCUUUGCCUUAAUCAAACUCCUAAAUUUACCUUAGAAAUGUGCAAUGUCGAAGAUAAGCUGCGUCCACAUUAAGGAAUCAGUAAAAGCCAAAUAAUUCUUUUUAAGACAAAUAUCUAAAUCAAAGUGCCAAUCAAGUGUAGAAUAAUAGUAGUUUUAAUAACAACAAUAGUAAUUCAAAUAUAGAAGCUGAUUCAAAAAUGCAGUAAAAGGCAAUGCAUGGAUUGGUUUCUGAUGUAAACCAUCUCAAAAAAUUGAUAUCACCAUAAUGUCUGACAAAAAGUUAAGCCUAAUUUUUAAAAAAUCAACCAAUAAAGGUUUUAUAGGAAUUGACAGAUAAAACUUAGAGCAUUAAACAUAUCAAAGGGAAAGAUAGUAUUUAAACUGCAGGCAUCACUUUAAUGCAAAAGGUGUAAACAGGAAAUGCAAAAACAUUGUCACCAGCAAUUAAAAAUGAUGAAAAAUUCAAAAAUAGUCAUGUUGGCAAUCCCUAGCACCUGAGACAGAAGAUUAGAAAUUCAUCACCUGGUUUAAGCAAAGAGCAAGAGAGUUCAAGUUCCUUUUCUUAUCAAAACACAAAUACUACUUUGCCAGGUAAGAAUAGUUGGAAAAUGCUGUGA